Messenger RNA from Cherax quadricarinatus, 5983 nucleotides. The record is from RefSeq and is a predicted model, not a curated record. Lineage: Eukaryota; Metazoa; Arthropoda; Malacostraca; Decapoda; Parastacidae.
AUGAGAGCUCUCUACCUACCAUCUGAAGCUCAGUCUCGGUACAUGAGAGCUCUCUACCUACCAUCUGAAGCUCAGUCUCGGUACAUGAGAGCUCUCUACCUACCAUCUGAAGCUCAGUCUCGGUACAUGAGAGCUCUCUACCUACCAUCUGAAGCUCAGUCUCGGUACAUGAUAGCUCUAUACCUACCAUCUGAAGCUCAGUCUCGGUACAUGAGAGCUCUCUACCUACCAUCUGAAGCUCAGUCUCGGUACAUGAGAGCUCUCUACCUACCAUCUGAAGCUCAGUCUCGAGAGCGUCUUCGCCACAUCAACACUUCCGAGAACCCUUUGCUGCUAGACGACUGCAAAAAUAUCUGGCUACAGACGUGGCAGCAGCAGCAGGCAGUUGACCAGCAGACGUGGCAGAAACCACAGCAGAAGGGGAAGACGUGGAGAGAAGAAACCACACAGUCUGUAGAGACUGAGAAACUUGCUGGCAGAGAGAACACAGAGGUCAAACUUGAUAACUUAGUGCCUACCUCGACCACAGAUGACUGUCCAUCGCCGGGAGCGACAACCUCUUCAGAAUGUUAUCUGUGUCCUGCUCGACUUAGCGUGGAGGAGACUGAGGAAGGUUCUUGUAAGGUGUUCAUGGUGGAAUGUUCUGUCAGAGGUAGACCCCGUCCCGAGAUCGAGUGGAGCAUCCCUGAUCACCUCGUGAUGGUUAAGAGGCUGCCGGGCGUUGAAUCUGCCUCAGACAACACCACCGUCACUUCAAGGGUCACACUCGUCUACAACCUAACCCAUGACCUCCUCCACACUUCUGCAUCCUCCUCGGAUCUCAGAGACCAUGUGGGCCAGUCCUCGUAUCUCCUGCGGCGGCCGCUGGCUUGUACGGCCCACAACGACAGGUACAUCAGCAUCGAAAAAACAGAUAUCAGUGUGGGGCCAAGCGUCGAAGCCACGCCAAGAAUCUGCUGGACGGAUUUCAAAGGCGCCAGAACGCGUGAGCAGUUCCAUUUCAAGGCGCAGGCGAUACCGAGCUUCACGCUGAGCUGGUGGUUCAGACCCUGCCCGAGCUACAGUGGCGGAGACUUCGACGGGAAGAAGCUCACCUACUACGUGGACACAGUGGCUCAGACCUCCUCGUACAUCGAAGGGUACCUGCUCUUCCCCGCUACUACCGGGGGAGCCAAGCGAGGAGACUACGAACUACGGGUUGCCAACCAGUUCGGCGUCGCCAGCAAGUCUAUGCAUUUCUCUCGUCGGCAGUCCAGCACCCGGCAGUGCAACACUACCCGGGGCUUCGAGAUCUUCCCCAGCGCGAGACCGUUCUUCGGCACGCUCGCCAGUAACCCGACACCUCCACCACCACCUUCCCUUCCUCUCAUUCCCUGUAUCCUACCCUCCACUACCACAACCUCCUCCCUAACCACCACCACAACCACCACUACUACUAUCACAGUCGCACCACCCUCCUCUUCUACCACCACAGCAGCUACUGUCAUGUCACAUGAGGUGACCACUGUGGCUUCCAAUACUUCGAUGGCUUCCUCAGUACCGCCUUUUCCGCUGCCAAUCACGCGUAAACCUUGUUUAUCAGCCAUCACAGAGAACGGCGUAAAACCCAGCUUCACAUUGUUUCCUGGAGGCCACAGACUAGAUAUUUCAGAAGAUAACAGAAUUCAAACGACGGAGAUUUCUCUACACUUCAUGGACGAGGACUGUCAGAAGAAGAGUGAGGGACUGCAACUGCAAGAGAUGAUGCCUCUCAGCGCUGACCGUCUCGUCGAGAACCCUGAGUACAUGGCCAACGGGAAGGUCUCCCCCUCCAAGCCUAAGGCUCGAGUUAUUUCCUGCGACAACGUCAAGUUCGUCACUGAGCUUGGAGAAGGAGCUUUCGGCCGAGUGUAUCUGGGACUGCUGGAUGACGGCUGGGGAAGACCCAGCCAGGUAGCGGUGAAGACGUUGAAGAGUGUUGGAGUGGAGGCUCGGCAGGAGCUGGAGAGGGAGGUGGAGCUACUCAACAACCUCAAACACAAGAACAUCGUCAGCUUCUACGGCGUGUGUUACAACUCUGAUCCUCUGCUGAUGGUCUUCGAAUACAUGGAACACGGGGACCUCAAUAACUACCUCAGGAGCCACAACGAGGACGUGGCCCUCUUGUCCGGGGAAGAGGCAGCUACGGAGCCACUCUCUGUAAUGGACUGUCUGCAGAUAGCUCUUCAGGUCGCUGCUGGGAUGAAGUACCUGGCCUCACAGCACUACGUGCAUCGGGACCUGGCCACGAGGAACUGCCUGGUUGGGGCUAACUUGGUGGUGAAGAUCGGAGACUUCGGCAUGUCUAGAGACGUAUACACUACUGACUACUACCAGUUCGGUGGUCGGACACUGCUGCCGGUGCGCUGGAUGCCCCCAGAGAGCAUACUAUAUCGCCGCUUCACCAUCGAGUCUGAUAUCUGGAGCUUCGGGGUCGUGCUGUGGGAGAUCUUCACCGGUGGGAAGCAACCUUGGUACGGCUAUACCAACCAGGAGGUAAUCACGCAAAUCACAGCUGGUCGGAUGUUGGUGUGCCCCGAGAGAUGUCCUGCAGACAUGUACCGCAUUAUGCUCUCGUGCUGGAGCAAGAACCCGCAGGAAAGACUCCCUAUGGCCACCCUCUACGACCGCAUCAGAAGCCUCACCACCGUCGAGCCACACGUCCUCGACUACGACUGAGGAGAAGAGACUCCCACUGCGCCGCCUUGUAAUUCCAAGUCCCCGACAAUGAUUAGAGAGUAGACUUUAAUCAUCUCGAAGGACCUCGCAGCCCCGCCUAAGGAAUGGAUAUUCAGAUGCCUCCGUCGAAUCCCGCAUACUCGACGACGAGCAGUAAGAAUUGUCACCUACCUCACUACUCAAGUCGAGUCAUAUUGGAAUUCUCCCUUCGACCUCGACCUGACCAAUGUUCCCUCCGUAAGUUACCUGCAACACUCACACUCCCUCACCUCGGUCAAAUCCCACCUCCUCGACUGAAACAAUCUACCAAAACAAAGUUCUCGUCAGGAACUAUAUUAGAAACUGUCAGAGUAGUGUAACACGUGAGCUCUGCCAGAGUAGUGCAACACGUGAGCUCUGUCAGAGUAGUGUAACAUGUGAGCUCUGUCAGAGUAGUGUAACAUGUGAGUACAGCCUGUCAUUGUCAGCAUUUUGUAGGAUAGUGUAUGACUUCAAAAUCAGUGACAACCUUUCGUGAGAGGGAAAGACAUGAAGAGGCAGACUGAAAAUCAGACAACGAGAAACAGAAAGAAAGGAGGAGAUGAACGUAGAAAAAAAAAAGAGAACUUGGGAUUCUUUCAAGAGAAAAACACAUAUUGCUUCAACUUCCAAGAGUAUUCUUGAGCAGUGUGGUCAAUGUGAAAGAAAAUGCGGUACUUGAAAACACAACUUCAAAAAAAUAUAUUAUCUAAGUGAUUUAGAAACUAAAUAAAAAAUGUUUAAAAAGAAACCUACCAUAGCAACCUAUAACUAAAAUUCCUCAAGCCUGGAGCUGACAAAACACAAAACCUAAUUGUCCCUAGACACAUCGACACCAUGCCUAGCCCUUCUAGGGUAGGGUAGGUGCCUGAGCCAGAGCUUGAAGCUCACAAGCCUGUCAUUUCCAUUAGGCCCCUUGGGUUAAGUCUCAGACACUCCCUAAAGAGGGAGCCAAGGCCGGGCCACCACUUGGAAAAGGCCCGGGUCGGGAGAAUACCGGCGAAUCUUUAAUAAUAAUAAUAAUGUCCCCAGACUGAGAAAUUUUACCAAUACCAAAACAAUUCUAUGUGGUGAGCAAUUAACAAAAGCAAGAUGAUUACUCUAAUAAACAAAGAAGAAAAUGGUAAUUAUUGAACUAACUGAAUUUCAUAAUAUCCUGGACUUAAGAAUAACUUUAAAACACUACAAGUUAGUCUGUAUUGUAUAUAAAAGAAAUAUAAUUCAUUCCAGAUGGUGAUAUAUGUAACAUAACAACAAAGAAUCACCUGGCCACCUGCCAGUGAUCUAACAGGAUCAGAAUGGCAGGGUUCUAUCGUGAUAAAGGGUUCUAACUCUUAAGAGGACUACAGUAACAUAAUCAAGAUUAUAGUAACAUAAUCAAGAAGAUUAUAGAAACAUGAUGAAGAAGGCUGUAGUGAUAUAAUCAAGAAGACGGGAUAUUCAGUGAUAAUCAAGAGUAUUCAUAAAUUAUCAAGAAUAUUAAAAAAUAAUCAAAGAUAUUCAAAUCAAAUUAUUGUUAUUCAAAGAUAAUCAAGGAUAUUCUAAGGUAAUCAAAGACAAUUUUAAGAAUUAAGGAUAUCCUAAGAUAAUUAAGAACAUUCAAAGAUAAUGAUGGAUAUUCAAAGAAAAUCAAGAUUAUUCAAAAAUAAUCAAGGAUAUCGAAAGAUAAUCAAGAAUAUUCAAGGAUAAUCGAGAAUAUUGAAAGAUAAACAGAAUUAAGUAUUUUGAAAAAUAAUCAAGGACAUUCAAAGAUAACCAAUGACUUUCAGAGAUAAUCAAGGACUUUCAAAGAUAAUCAGAGACGUUUAAAAAUAGUCGAGGAAAUCGGGACCGUGACAUCAACAACUCACAACUGACUCAGAAUACCGUGGGUGCUGAAUGCAGUAAUUCACAACUAAAAGGUCGCAACAAUUCAGAACUCAUCCACAAGUUGGAAUUGGAAACUAAAUGACGUUUCGGUCCGUCCCUGAUAGUGGUCCAGGACCUACUGAAACGCCGUCUGUUUUCACGUACCAAUUUACGGGUUACUUGUUAGUAGUCUGCUAGUAGGAAUGUAGCGUGACUAUCUCACGGAUCAGCGGACGGAGGAUCGAGCCUCCACCGGUACUUCGCGUUAAAUGACCCACAGGGUUUUAUCGCUUACUGCAGAAUUCAGAGAAUACGAUUUUCGUGAAUGCUUCCGCAAAAGAUUCGUAAAAAUAUUUGUUUAUUUUCUCGUAAAUAGAGGUUUGUAACAUAUUUUUUUUUUUAGUUCAGCUUACGAUGUUACUUUUCAAAGAAGCUUUUGGUGCCAAAGAUUUCAUGUGUAAUUGCUUUCUUAGUUUAAAAAUGAAAAAAAAAUGUGUUAUAUAAAAAUAAUACGACUGGAAUCACGUAAUUCCGCACUAAGCGUAUGAUUGCUUGCAGUCAGAUCGUCUGACGUGAAGGCCAGAGCACCUACGUGGAUGAUUGUCACCGGUUGUAAGGCAGCAGAGGCAGAAAUAUAGACGCAUCAUGUCUGCUGAGUUUUCAUUCUUGAUGAAAGAGAGUCAGCAACAACAGCUGCAGUAAUGGCAGUUGUAACAUAACAGCUGCAGCAAUACAAGAAGCAGAAACAUUACGACAGCAGAAAAGUGGUAGGAAGAUUCCUGUAGCGUAAUGGUACUUACACCAGUAGCUGCAGCGGGUACAGCAACAAUAGCACUAGCAACACCACCACCUGCAGUACUACAACAGCAGCACCACAACAGCAGAGUGGUGGUGUCACGACUAGCAUAAGAGUUCUCCCCGGCUACCCAAGCCACAAACACAUGUGAUAAAUUUCUGUGUAAAUAAAACUGGAAUGUGUAUCUUGCGUGUGUUGAACACACUGUAAGGUGACCAGAGGAUAACUAUAUAUAUUUGUGUAUAUCUCCUGUACUCUUAGCUCUGUGUAGCAUGUACAUAAAAUAGAGAUUUAUAUGAGGGAACACGGAGUGAUUUUAACCAGAGUAGUGAUCACCCGUUAUUGUAUGCUCUGAACUGUCUUGUGUGACUUGUUCAUGUUUUAACGAUUUCAUUUGUCCUGGACGUCCUUGCAGGUAAGCUUAUUUGACCGAACAAGCAUACAUACACACACAAACUCUCUCUCUCUCUCUCUCUCUCUCUCUCCUCUCUCUCUCUCUCUCUCUCAUGUAUAUAUAUGUCGUGCCGAAUAGAUAAAACUUGACAUUUUGGCUUAAAUACCAACGCUCUUCUUGCCGAAUAAGGUAAGCGAAAAUUUUUGUAUGCAACAAUUUCGCAAAAAUCA